GCUAACACCGGCGGCUCGCUGUUCGGCAACAACCAGAACAACACCGGAUCACUGUUUGGUAAUAACAACCAGAACCAACAGAACCAAGGCGGCUCUCUGUUCGGCAGCACCAAUCAGCAGCAACAACCGCAGCAGAACCAGCUACAUACCUCGCUCACGGAGCAGCCGUACGGAAAUGGCCAGCUCUUUGCCUCGCUGGCCUCACCAUCACCUCCGGUCGGCCCCCUCGCUACGCCGCUCAAUGGUGCCAAGCCUGCGCCUCGCAAGACUCCAAGCUUGAUGGCUAGCAUGAGGCUGAACUCUCCAGCGUACACGCCACGAGGCGGCUCACUCGGUAGGAACGGUGGGUACGGCUUCUCGUACUCGACGUACGGCACUCCUGGCUCCGCCUUCUCAGGUAGCUUAACGCCUGGCGCUAGUAGCAUGCUCAGGCCUUCCAGCAGCUUCGGCAGUACGCUGGGCAGCCGUCUUAACAAGAGCAUUAGUAUGGGCAACUUGCGUGGAGACGGUACGCCGGGAGAGGGGCGCAGUCUGCUGCGUGAGAGUGCGCUGUCGCCGCCUGGCAGCGCUGUGGGCCGGUAUGGGGACGGCAGCGUACGGAAGUUGAAUAUCGAUCGGAGUUUGAGGACCGAUCUGUUCGGUACGCGCAAUACGGAGUCUGAGCAGAGUGGUAAGAGGGUCAACUUCAAUGGUACGGCGGAGACUCCUGAGGAGAUUCCGCGUGAACCGCAGCCGAGCCGGGAGAAUGCGCUGGUGCGGACGGAGACUGACGACACGCCGGAGCGUGAAGAGCCGCCUGCGCUUAUGAAGGCGCCUCCGCAGCCUAGCGGACCUUCUCGUCAACCGGAGAUGUCGCAAAUCAAUGGGACCAACGGCGCUCUUUCAACAGUACCAGAAGAUGGCGUGCCGCAGCGUCCAGGCUCCGCACCCGCUACCCAAUCAAAGGGUGCGCCGAAGUCUGGGUUCCAGAAAGAGGUAGUCGGCGAGUACUGGACUCAGCCGGCAUUGCGCGAUCUGAAGAAUAUGUCGCGCCAGCAGCUGCAAAAGGUUGGCAAGUUCGUCGUAGGCCGCCAUGGUGUCGGCCGUAUCGAAUUCGGUCCGUGCGACCUCAGCAAUACGCCGCUUGACGAUAUCUGCGGCGAAAUCGUCCGCUUGAACCCACGCUCUGCGACAGUAUAUCAAGAUGACGUCAACAAGCCGGCCAUGGGUAAGGCGCUCAACGUGCCGAGCACGAUCUAUCUAGAGAACUCCUGGCCGAGAUCGCACGGUGGCCGCAAAGCGGUGCAUGCGACGGAGGGUAGAGAGUACGACAAGCAUAUUGCCCGGCUCAAGAGGGUCAGUGGUACGAAGUUCGUCAGUUACGACGCGAAGACUGGAGUGUGGCAAUUCACGGUCGAGCACUUUACCACGUACGGUCUGGAUGAUGACGACGAAGACGACGAAGAGUUCACCGAGCAGGCUGAGUCUUCUGGGCUGAGCGAUGCGCCUGAGACGCCGGAGCAGCAGGGACAGGAGGAUGUGACGAUGCAGAAUAUGGAGACUUCGUUCCGGUCUUCCGAUCCCGUGCAAGCCCCAUCUCCUGGAGCUAUCGAGCGCUAUCACUCUAGCCUGAUAGAGGAUGACGCGGAGCGCGACCAACCUGAUGACAUCCGGGAGUCAGCGCAGCAAACGAUGGCUGCAUCUGGCAUGCCCGGCGCCUUCGCCCCAGAGCCGAAGCUACUCCGCUCAAUCCUCAAGCCCAGCACCAACGCUUUCGCAUCACCGGAUAGGCUCGCAACCGAGACAUGGGAAGAGCAGCUUCAGCGCACCAUCAGUCCAAGGAAGCGCGAUCGUGCGGCGUUGAGGCAAAUGCAGCAGAGCCUUAUGAGAGCUCUUGACGACCAGCCCGCGGGUGGCAUGGAAAGCCCGCUCAAGCAGAGUUUGCUUGGCCGCAGCACGUUUGGGGAGAGCUAUUUGGCGCAGAAGAGCGCGAAGAAGGCCAAGUUUGGACCAACGGUGGUGGAAGAGGAGGAUCUGGGCAAGAGUCAGGCUUUCAAGACGAGUAUGGAUAUUAUGAAGAGUUUGUGGGCGGAGGAUAAGUCGGCGAGGAAGGGGAAGCGAGGUUUUGAGUACCCAUAUUCGAAGAAACCACGCCUGUCAACUACAAAUGACCAGGACAAAGACGAUGCCGCUUUCCACGAUAGCUUUAAGCCUUCGUUCGCCGGUGACGGCACACUUGUCUACUCGGCCGCUGGAUCCGCUCCGGCUGUAUCUGGUGAGCUGCAGCCAAGCAAGCAGCCUGUCGUUGGCGAGCACCAAGAUGUCCGCUUUGCUCGAUUCGCACCUUCUGCGGAGUUGGUGGAUAGAGCUGCGAAGGCCAUCAUUGAGACGCAGAUGGAGUACACCAUUGUGGAAGGCAAGGAUGGACGUAUGCCAAUGGCGCGGACGAGCGAAGAUAUCACAUUUGCAAUCAUGGCGAAAGCCGCACCUGUUGGGAAGUCGCUCCCGGAACAGCAAGAGCGGGCAAUAUGGCAGCUAAGCAGCGUACUGUUCGACCCGCUCGAGGUGGCAUGUGCUGACUUCAUAAAUGACGUUCCCAAGGAGCAAGCGGAGGCCUUCGCGGAGCGGAUGAGGAGAGACGCUUUUGUAACGCUAUGGUCUCAGCUUGUUGCGCCAACGGUGGAGCAGCAGCUGAGGCGUGCGAAGAGUGCCGAGGAGAAGGCGCUCCUGCUACUCACUAAGAACGACAUUGCUGGUGCCUGCGAGGCACUUGUCGGUGCUCGAGACUUCCGCCUUGCGUCUCUGAUCGCGCAGUUACCCGGCUCGAAGAUGAUGCGAGAGACGAUGCGCACGCAGAUCGAGGCUUGGCAGAGGCGGAAGGACUGGAGUGAGAUGAGCGAUGCGAUCCGCACUCUUUACUCCGUCCUAGCGGGCAGCGUUUGCACAGUCACUGGCCAAGCGGGGGCGGCAGAGGACAGGGCGAGCGAGUUCUGUAUCUCGGAGAAGUUCGGGCUUGACUGGAAGCAGAGCUUGGCUUUGCAGGUGCUACAUGGCGGGCACGGGAGGCUAGUGGGGGCGAUCAACGCAUAUGAGCAGGACGUCGAGAAGGGCAGGCAAUCUGUGAAGCCGAGCAGCGCAUGGGCGCCUGAAAGGCAUGACAGGAACUCUACGGAGGAUACACUUAUGCUCCUGUGCCGACUUUUCGCACACGGCUCGGCAGCCACUGGGCUUGAUGCGUUGUGCGAACCCACGGCCGUUUCUGGCAGCGCGCUCAGCUCUCGCGUCGCAUGGCAGCUUGGAAGUCUACUGGCGAAGAAAGUCGGCCCCAUGCAGGAGGACAAGAGCGCGCAGUUGGCGAUCGACUUCGCUUCUCAGCUCGAGAGUGCUCGGAAAGUACCAGAAGCGGCAUGGGUGCUCCUCCACCUGCACAAAGACCCUGAUCGUAUUCGUGCCGUCACGGCACUUAUGCAGCGCAACGCAGGCCAGAUAACAGAUCCGGACCUCGCCAACCAGGACGGCAACUUCGAGAUCAUGACUCAGAAGUGGUCCAUUCCGCGCUCGAUCGUCCUAGCAGCCAAGGCUCUGCAUGCUAAAGCCGCCAGCGAUUCCUGGCUACAAAUCCGCUACUUACUCAAUGGCGGUCACAUCGCAGAGGCGCAUCAAGUUCUCUGUGACGACGUGGCCCCAACGGCUGUAAUCGAACAAGACUUCGCUGAUUUGGUUGUACUGAUGGGCAAGUUUCCCCCGCAGAAACCCGUCGGCUGGAAGUCAGGAGGCCUGGUGUACGACGCUUUCACGCGGUUGAUGAAUAUGGAUUGGUAAGGACGUUAGAGCAGAGUGUGGCGGUGAUCGAGAUGAAGAGGAUUGCUGACGAGGUUGCGAGGGAGCAGGGUGAGGAGAAUGAGGUGCGUGGAAAGGGUCAGAAGCAGCAAGACACUCAAGACAGCAUGCUUGCUGCUACGCAUAUGUGGGAGGGCU
Baudoinia panamericana UAMH 10762 is the source of this 3957-nucleotide messenger RNA. RefSeq lists its product as uncharacterized. Gene Ontology annotation, biological process: protein import into nucleus; post-transcriptional tethering of RNA polymerase II gene DNA at nuclear periphery; RNA export from nucleus. Gene Ontology annotation, molecular function: structural constituent of nuclear pore. The record is from RefSeq and is a predicted model, not a curated record. Bases 280 to 3801 code for a protein of 1173 amino acids. Gene Ontology annotation, cellular component: nuclear pore cytoplasmic filaments; nuclear pore. The transcript has 4 exons. NCBI's taxonomy places the organism in Eukaryota, Fungi, Ascomycota, Dothideomycetes, Mycosphaerellales, Teratosphaeriaceae.